Messenger RNA from Cottoperca gobio, 2785 nucleotides. It is a transcript of the gene rskrb, whose product is annotated as ribosomal protein S6 kinase related b. The record is from RefSeq and is a predicted model, not a curated record. Gene Ontology annotation, biological process: protein phosphorylation. The coding region runs from base 281 to 1642 and encodes 453 amino acids. NCBI's taxonomy places the organism in Eukaryota, Metazoa, Chordata, Actinopteri, Perciformes, Bovichtidae. The transcript has 13 exons. Gene Ontology annotation, molecular function: ATP binding; protein serine/threonine kinase activity.
UGGAUGGCGAAGAUGUGGGCGGAUUUGCGCUGACGUUGCCCAUACUCGGGAUUAACUUGUUUCUAUGUCGCCAUAUCUAUCACAUUUCUACCGGAUAGCCAGCUCACCUGCAGGUAGUUAAUAAAGAGGAUCCGUUAGCGUCUUCAACCCUUACAUUAGUCUGUGUGUUGUGCAGAAAACUGUUGAUGGGCUACCAUGAAGGCGCGCAGUACGAUGUGAGGUGCCUCGAUGCGGAGCAGACGUCGCACUGAGUUUACAGUGCCGAUGUCCUGUCACACAGAUGGGGGCCGACGGCAGUAAGGACAAGAAGAGGCCCACUGAAGGGCAAGAGGAUGAGGACUUCUCAUCUGGAUGGCGUGGCUUCCUCUCCAGCAUUGGUCUGUCAAUCCCAACAGGCCUCUGUCGCCUGGCCCCACCUGCCCUGCGUCUCGGCCAGCGACGAAUGCUCCAAGGCAAGUCCCCCGACAUCCCAGAUCAUGUGCUGAGGUUGGCGGGGGUCGGCCCAGGAAAGCUGAGAGCAGAGUGGAGCCUUCCGGGGUUCAUUAUCAUGUUCCUGCCCGAAUUCCCCCAUAGGACUGUGCCUGGGCAUGAAAACUUUCAGGUGUUGAGUUACAUCGCCAAAGGUUCGUUUGGGCCCAUUCUGAAAGUGAAGGACAAGACUAAACAGAAAACCUAUGCUGUCAAAGUUAUACCUAAAUCAGAGAUUCUAAGACUCGGGGUGUUGGAGCAGUCAAAAGAAGAAGUUAUUGUUCAGCGUCAGGUUCACCACCCAUUUGUCCAUGACCUCCAGGACUGCUGGCAGACUCAGCACCACCUCUACAUUAUGUGUGACUACUGCAGCACAGGAGACCUGUACACCUACUGGCAGAUGAUUGGUCAGUUCACAGAGGACACAGUGCGAGUGUUUGCAGCAGAGUUGGGAAGUGCGCUCGGCUUUCUGCACGACUUUGGGAUCAUCCACAGAGAUGUGAAGAUGGAGAACAUCCUGCUGACAGACAACGGACACCUCCGCUUAGCUGACUUUGGUUUGUCCCGUCGCCUGGAGAGAGGAGGAAGAGCUUUUACCAUUUGUGGAACCAUCCAAUAUAUGGCCCCAGAGGUGCUCAGUGGUGGACCCUACAACCACGCAGCUGAUUGGUGGUCGCUGGGAAUUCUGCUUUUCUCAUUGGUUACUGGGAAGUUCCCCAUGCCUCCAGAACCAGACCACUGCAGUAUGCUGAGGAAAGUGAGAAGUUUUCCUUAUGAAAUGCCCCUCAGCCUCAGCUCCCCAGUGGCCUUGCUGAUAACGGAGCUUUUGUGCAAAACUCCCUCGCGCCGCCUGAGGACCCUUGAUCGUUUCAAACGCCAAACCUUCUUCCGUGGAACAACGUUUGACCUCGCCCUGCUGCAGCGCCAGCCUGUGGAGGUGAUUCUGGAGCUGAGAGAGAGACCCGACCGAGCUGCCAAAGCUCGACGAGGCCUCACUUUGUCUCUGCAGCCUCUCAAAGGCUUCGACUACGACUCCUUCCUCAGCCCUCCCACCACGCCGGACACACAGCUGGAUGCUGACACACAAACCCACACAGCUGCACCGUUCCCCGGCCCGGCACUCACAUUGCGACCUGCUCAGGAAAAAGGCCCACGCAGAGAAGUGUUUGUGUGACAGACUCUGAGUUUACAGUAUGGUUACUAACACACUAAAAGUAAAGGCCUACAUGUACGUAUGUAUCUCUGCACUUAUUUCACCCUUACACACAGGUGUGGUGCACCUUGUAAAUUGUCUAUUUUAUUAAAAGCCAAAAUAGCUGAUUAUGCUGAAUUUGACAUAGAGUAUAGAAAAAAUAACAUUUGAGAACACCACUUCCCGGCUUGUAUUGGAGUUUUAUGUUGGGUUUUUUUGUGAUGUACUGCUGUUUAUUUUUUAACUUGUUUGCCUUUCUCCAAUCAGCACCUUUUCAAGCCUACUGUCAACAGUUGUGAAUCUUUACUCAGUUUUCAAGUGACUUGUAUGGCUGCCCUAUUAAUACAUUGGUAUCAAAUUCAACCGACUUGGAAAAGUCAUGCUACAGACAAUGCACCGAAUUUCCCUUAUUUUUGUUUCACUGCAAGUUCUAUGUAGUCCAAAACCCCCCAACAAAAGGAGUGUAUUUCUGAACUUCUGCCAUUGCAUUAUUAUGAAACCGUUUUGGCAGGCGUAGAAUCUCCUUGCAUCAUUUUCUAAGAUCUUUACUAUAAAACCUAUUCUGUACCUUUAGUAUUGCUGCAAUAUAACCUUUCCCUUUGCUGCCUAAAUUCUGUAGGAGCAGAAACGUGUCUCCUCCUGCACUCUUCAAAGUCAUGCAGGCAUCAGAUGAGGAUUUGUACGCCUUCAAGGUCUGCUUUAGUUUGAAUCAUUUAUAACCUGCGACUCAGGGGAGCAUCUGCAGGUUUUCCCAUGUCAGCCUUGAUUUUGACUCAAAGAUGGCACCCGACUUACCUCCAAUUAACAUUUUGAUAGAUACAGGGCUUUUUCUAUUGUCUAAGGCUGCCGUAACCCUAGCCAGCAAUCACACCUUCAUGCACUUACCUGAUCAUCAGAUUAUAUUAUGAUUUUGUAAAGUAUGCCCUGAAGUGUACCCUGAAUACCUCACACGUGUGAUCCUGAGCUUGCUUUUUGUUGUCACCAAAAAUGCUUAUUUAUAAAUUCCUCUUUAUAAAGUUUAUAUGACUAUUUUGGAUGCCAUUUGAUGUUAUAUGUUAUGUUACAACGUAUUUUUGUAAUGACCAUGUAGCACAGAUGGAAUAUUAAACUUUUAUUGUACAGCGA